Castor canadensis (American beaver) is the source of this 1341-nucleotide messenger RNA. RefSeq names its product zDHHC palmitoyltransferase 22 (gene Zdhhc22). Gene Ontology annotation, molecular function: palmitoyltransferase activity. Lineage: Eukaryota; Metazoa; Chordata; Mammalia; Rodentia; Castoridae. The record is from RefSeq and is a predicted model, not a curated record.
ACUCGCUGGCGCCCAAGAGGGAGGGCGGCAGCUGCCCGCUCCCUCCUCCCACUACCCCGCUACCUGCCCAGUCCCCGAAGCGAAGCGUGAGAAGGCUGCGAGCCAGCCGGGCCGAACCCACAACUUUGCAGCCUUGGGGAGGGCGAGAGCCGGCGUCCAGGGCUCCUCUUAUCGGCGACCAGAGCUCGGAAUGUAAUCGAAAAUGCUGGCUCUUCGGCUGCUCAACGUGGUGGCCCCCGCAUACUUCCUGUGCAUCUCCCUGGUGACCUUCGUUCUGCAGCUCUUCCUCUUCCUGCCCAGCAUGCACGAAGACCCCGCGGCCGCCCCGCUCUUCUCACCUGCCCUGCUCCACGGGGCGCUCUUCCUGUUCCUCUCUGCAAAUGCCCUGGGCAAUUAUGUUCUGGUCAUCCAGAACUCCCCCGACGACUUGGGCGCCUGCCAGGGGACCUCGUCCAGGAAGGCUCAGUGCUCCCCGCCCAGCACCCACUUCUGUCGAGUGUGCGCCCGAGUCACGCUGAGGCACGACCAUCACUGUUUCUUCACCGGCAACUGCAUCGGCAGCAGGAACAUGCGCAACUUUGUCCUGUUCUGUCUCUACACCUCCCUGGCCUGCCUCUACUCCAUGGUGGCCGGCGUGGCCUACAUCUCCGCUGUCCUUUCCAUCUCCUUCGCUCACCCCCUGGCCUUCCUCACGCUUCUGCCCACCUCCAUCAGCCAGUUCUUCUCUGGAGCUGUCCUCGGUUCUGAAAUGUUCGUCAUCCUCAUGCUUUACCUCUGGUUUGCUGUUGGCCUGGCCUGCGCUGGCUUCUGUUGCCACCAGCUGCUGUUGAUCCUCCGGGGGCAGACUCGCCACCAGGUUCGAAAGGGGGUGACAGUGAGUGCCCGGCCCUGGCGCAAGAACUUACAGGAGGUCUUCGGAAAGAGGUGGCUGCUGGGCCUGCUGGUCCCCAUGUUCAAUGUCGGAAGUGAGAGCUCUAAGCAGCAGGACAAGUAGCAGGCAGGCACUGCCAUCAUUUCUCUCUGUGUCUCGAUUACUUCUGAACAUAGAACCACAGCACCCUUGUCUCUACCUAUGACCCACUACAACCUCGGGCUGCUAAGGUCCUCCUACCACCCCGGGGGUCUUCAGCCCAUAGAGAACAGCAUCACCUGGUGGAUUGUGACUGAGAGAAAAAAAAAAAAAGGCCACCCAGGCAGUGCUAGGCUCCUUAUCAGCCAACCAGGUAGCUGCUGUCAGGCUAUCUCUGCUUCUGUUUCUUCUUCCGAGCCCUUCUUUCUGCCUCUGCUUGACCGGUCCCUCUAUCAUGUCUCACGCCGUCACUGCUUCUGCUAGAGCCCUUC